This is a messenger RNA of Molossus molossus (Pallas's mastiff bat), 534 nucleotides long. It is a transcript of the gene IL19, whose product is annotated as interleukin 19. The record is from RefSeq and is a predicted model, not a curated record. The transcript has 5 exons. NCBI's taxonomy places the organism in Eukaryota, Metazoa, Chordata, Mammalia, Chiroptera, Molossidae. Bases 1 to 534 code for a protein of 177 amino acids.
AUGAAGGCACAGCGUGUUUCCCUCUGGCUCCUGGGCACAGUGCUCUUCCUGUGCUCAGCGUACUCCCGAGGUCUCAGGAGAUGUCUGAUUUCCACGGACAUGCGCCAUAUAGAAGAGAGUUUCCAAGAAAUCAAAAGAGCCAUUCAAGCUCAAGACACCUUCCAAAAUGUCACCAUCCUGUCCACCUCGGAGACCCUGCACAGCAUCAAGCCCUUAGAUGUGUGCUGCAUGACCAAGAACCUCGUGGAGUUUUACUUGGACAAGGUGUUUAAGGACCAUCAGGAGCCGAACCCCCAGAUCUUAAGAAAAAUCAGCAGCAUUGCCAACUCUUUCUUCUACAUGCAGAAGGUUCUGCAGCAAUGUCAGAAGCAGAGGCUGUGUCACUGUGGACAGGAAGCCACCAAUGCAACCAGCAUCAUCCACAACAACUACGAUCAGCUGGAGGUCAGGUCUGCUGCCCUCAAGUCUCUGGGAGAGCUGGACAUUUUCCUGGCCUGGAUUGACAAGCAUCAUCAAGGAACGCCCACUGCCUGA